UCCUACAUUCUCUUUCCCUGUGUCAGAUCAGGGAUCAUUUUUUUUCCUUCCUCUACUCCCUCCCCCCUACCCGCCCCUCCCUCCCUGUUUCCCUUCCCUCCCUCCCUCCCCUCUCUGCUGGGUCUGUGCGCUGGGGCGCCGGAUCCCCUCCGCGGCUGGGACGCUCCGAACUCGAGGCAGGAGUCGGCUCUCCGGAGCCUCGUCCCUCCCUUCCCCUUCCCUGCCCCCUUCCCCCACCCCCGACUCGGGCUUGGCGCGGCGGCCAGAGGAACCCUGAGUCCCGGCCCAGGCCCUUGAGCUGGCAGGAUGGAAAACUCCUCUGCAGCGUCAGCCUCCUCGGAGGCGGGGAGCAGCCGCUCCCAGGAGAUCGAGGAGCUGGAGCGCUUCAUCGACAGCUACGUGCUGGAGUACCAGGUGCAGGGGCUGCUGGCUGACAAGACGGAGGGUGAUGGCGAGAGCGAGAGGACCCAGUCCCACAUCUCCCAGUGGACAGCGGACUGCAGCGAACCGCUGGACAGCAGCUGUUCCUUCUCCCGAGGGCGAGCCCCCCCACAGCAGAAUGGCAGCAAAGACAGCUCUCUGGACAUGCUGGGCACAGACAUCUGGGCAGCCAACACCUUCGAUUCCUUCAGUGGUGCCACCUGGGACCUGCAGCCGGAAAAGCUGGACUUCACCCAGUUCCACCGGAAAGUCCGACACACGCCCAAGCAGCCCCUGCCACACAUCGACCGCGAAGGGUGUGGCAAAGGGAAGCUGGAAGAUGGGGAUGGCAUCAACCUGAAUGACAUCGAGAAGGUCCUUCCAGCCUGGCAGGGCUACCACCCGAUGCCCCACGAAGUGGAGAUCGCACACACCAAGAAGCUGUUCCGCAGGAGGAGAAAUGAUCGAAGGCGGCAGCAGAGACCUCCAGGGGGGAACAAGCCCCAACAGCAUGGUGAACACCAGCCAGGCAGUGCCAAACACAACAGAGACCACCAGAAAUCGUACCAGGGGGGCUCAGCGCCCCACCCCUCAGGGAGGCCCACUCACCACGGCUACAGCCAGAACCGGCGCUGGCACCAUGGCAACAUGAAGCACCCACCAGGCGACAAGGGGGAGGCAGGCGCACACCGCAAUGCCAAAGAGACCAUGACCAUCGAGAGCCCCAAACUAGAGGACACUGCAGGGGACACCGGGCACAGCGGCCUCGAGGCCCCCCGCAGCCCUGACACCCUGGCCCCGGUGGCUUCUGAGCGGCUGCCCCCACAGCAGCCAGGGGGGCCAGAGGUUGAGACAAAACGUAAAGACAGUAUUCUUCCCGAGCGCAUUGGGGAGCGGCCCAAAAUUACCCUGCUCCAGUCUUCCAAAGACAGACUGCGGCGAAGGCUAAAGGAAAAGGAUGAAGUGGCCGUGGAGACGACCACUCCCCAGCAGAAUAAGAUGGACAAGCUGAUCGAGAUCCUGAACAGCAUGCGAAACAACAGCAGCGACGUGGACACCAAGCUCACCACCUUCAUGGAGGAGGCCCAGAACUCCACCAACUCUGAGGAGAUGCUGGGCGAGAUCGUGCGCACCAUCUACCAGAAGGCCGUGUCCGACCGCAGCUUCGCCUUCACCGCCGCCAAGCUCUGCGACAAGAUGGCGCUCUUCAUGGUGGAGGGAACCAAGUUCCGGAGCCUGCUCCUCAACAUGCUGCAGAAGGACUUCACGGUGCGCGAGGAGCUGCAGCAGCAGGACGUGGAGCGCUGGCUGGGCUUCAUCACCUUCCUGUGCGAGGUCUUCGGCACCAUGCGCAGCAGCACGGGCGAGCCCUUCCGCGUGCUCGUGUGCCCCAUCUAUACCUGCCUCAGGGAGCUCUUGCAAUCUCAGGAUGUGAAGGAAGAUGCUGUCCUUUGCUGCUCUAUGGAGCUGCAGAGUACAGGCCGGCUGCUGGAGGAACAGCUGCCUGAGAUGAUGACAGAGCUCCUGGCCAGUGCGCGGGACAAGAUGCUGUGCCCCUCUGAGUCCAUGCUGACCCGGUCGCUGCUCCUAGAGGUCAUCGAGCUCCAUGCUAACAGCUGGAACCCUCUGACGCCCCCCAUCACGCAGUACUACAACAGAACCAUCCAGAAACUGACAGCCUGACAGCCAGGGGGCCUGGCGGGCGGCCCGCGGGCAGCUGGGGCCCUGGUGCACAGGGCCAGAUGGACAGGCGGGAGGACAGGGGUGGCCCUGGCGGGAGAAAGAAAUGGGGAGGAGGGCAGGCAGAGUCGGUGGCCAGUCUGGAGCCAGACGGGGAAGGGAGAAAAUCCCUGAGAGGAGUGCCCCCGCACAAGCCCCCGGCCCGAGCAUGCAAGCUCACACCAAUAAGGGAAGCAUGUUUCUUUUUCCUGGUGGCCCUGGUCCUCCCCUUCCUCACUCCCGCCUCUCCCCUCCCCAUCAGAGCCAUCCCCCACAGAGCUUUGUGUGAGGGAUCUCAUCGCUGUGACUCCUCGGAGACCUUGGCAGCCUUGCACACUGGGGCACCGCUUGGGUCAGAAAGGACCUCGGAAGGCUGAAAAAGUGGGUCGGAGACGGGCUCGCAUUGUUCCCGCAUGCUGUCAGCCGCAGUCGCCAACUGGCAGCAGGCGACGUGUAGCAGAUGUCCGGGAGGACAAAGGCAGGCACGGUCCCCACCAGCCGCCCGUAAUUGACGGCCUUUGUCAGCCAUGGCAGAGCUGGCGCUCCACCUCCCAUCUCUGAGUCCUCCUCACUGCAGCCCCCCAGCCUCAGGCCUAGGGGGUCAGGCGCAGGAGGGGAGAUGGAGUUUGCAGUUCCAUUUGCACUCUUUUGUUUAUUGUGUUUUAUUUUUCAAAAGUCGGUUGCUUUGAAGUCUCUUCGGUCAAUGAAAAUGCCUGCGACGUGAUCACACAGUCAGCACUGUUGAGGAACCCCGGAUUAGUGGGAGAUCAAACCCAGCCCCCUCUAGAAGGAUUCUAGCCACAGACAGCUUGCCAGUAGCCAAUUAGGGUAAUUGGAAACUUCUGCCCCGGCGGGGGUCCCCGCUGGAAUCCUGUGUUUCUCGCCACUGGCUUCUAGCGCCUGUUUUCUCAAAGAGCUGAUACUGUCACCACUGGGACCAAGUUAAACCUGGUCCUGGCCCCAGGGGCCUUUUGGCAAACAGGGCACAGAACGAGACUAGCAAAUUAAAACUAAAAUUCUAGAUGGUGUCUCGCGCUCCACAUGCAGGUCUUACUGGGGAAAAGAACGGGAGUGGGGGCUCCCCAGGACUCGACUUUAGCUAAUGCGCUGUGUCCCUGCCCCAGCUCGGACCUAGAAGCCCAGCCCGGACCUAGAAACCCAGCCUUCCCCCAGCUCUUGGGAAAGGGGUGAAUUCACUGAGUCAUGAGAGGGACAGUCAGGUGACCAGCGGGGUCACCAGAUGGAGCUUCCCAGCCGGGAAACAAGGCUGGGGUUUCUUGGCAGGCCCUCAUCCUGGGGAGCAGGCCCUGUUAUUGACUAGAGAGGAAGGUGUGGGCUGGCCACAUAGCUCCAUCUCUGGGGGCUGGAGCACAUACUUUGAUGAGCCCCCCCCCCCGGAAAUGACGUCAGAGCCUAGCCACUUCCUUAUUUGCUCUUUUAUUGAGGCCGGGCAGGCCCUGGGUCACAUUGGAGGCCCCUCUUGGUCCACAUUGGACUGGCCAGGAGGUGAUAGGCAAGGGAGGUUCUCGUGAUUGAUUCUGAGUCUGAGAGUGGUGAGUGGGGAGAGGCUUCCCCAGUUCUCUCCAGCUCUCCCUGCAGCUGCGACCUGCCCUCUGGUCCCAGGUGUGGAGCCUGUGCCUGUCUCCAAAAAUAGCCUGUUGGCGACAAGGUGUGGGGGGCACAAGUUUACCUGAAACAGGUCGGUGGUCUUUCCCAAGAAGCCCACGCCACUUCUGGUCCCUGGCCCCUGAACCCUGCCUUCUUCCUCCCUCCACAGUUUCUUCCCAGACUUUCUCAAGCUCCUCCUCACUGCCCUUCCUCCCCAGCCCAGCCUGGGGACACAGAUGCGCAGGCGUAGGAGGCCUUGAGGGAGGAGCUGGCUGAUGUGGGGCUGCUCAGGUUGGGCCCCGGGGCGAGCUUGCUGUCGUGGCCAGGCAGCCUCCACCUGUGCUUCAGCGGCCACUGCCUCCCUGAAGUGUGUGGGGUGCGUCCGCUAGGAGGAGGCAAGGCCCCCAAAGAGAGGCGAGACCUGGGAGUGGGAGCUCAGGUCAGGGAGCAGACAGGGGAGUGGGGUCUCCUAGACCCUAUGGUGGGCUCAGAGCAAGCUUCAUGCAGGACGCUCCGAAACACUGUGUGGAGGGGGCUGUGUUGUGGGCACCUUGGGGCCUGACACUCCUUCCUCCGAACGGGCUCCUUGGUGGUCUGGCCACAGGGGCAGCUCCCCCUUGGCUGUUAGGACCAGAGUGUGAAGAAGUGAAAUAUAAAUAUGUAUACAUAUAUAAAUAUAUUUUUAAUUACAUGUCGUGUCACGGUGGCUCCAGACGUACUGUUUGCCUAGUUUAUUCCACUGCUUGAAGCGCUUCCUAGCCAUCCUGAACAACAUUUUAAACUGUUUUUCUAAAUGCAGGUUGCUGCUCCUUUUUCAGACAUGGAAGGAAAAAACGUUAAGACUAUUUUUUUUUUUUUUUUUUAAGAAACAACAGUCAAGCCUAAAAUUUGAGACCCUGAGGCAGCUUCCCAAGGGAGACUACUGAGACAGGAACUGUAGGACAGAAGUGGACGCCCCACAGACCCCUGGCCCCCUCCCCAAGCCUCGUCCCCUCUCUGCGGCAUGAGGAAGGCCACGUCCGAGUUAACCUCUGAAUGUACGUGAUGAGAGGCAGAGCUGGAUAUUGCAUUUCUAAGGCUUGCGUUGCUUUCCCCUCGCCCGCGGUUCUUGGCGCAUGGAAGAGGCGGUCCAGCCAUCUGAUGUUGAUCCUGUCUCAGUCUCCCCACUGCCUGUCAGGAUGAGUUAGUCAUUGUUUUUCUCCGAGGCGGCCUGCUUGCCACAGCCCUGCUCCCCACGGCCUGGUGGCUUUGCCGAAGCUCUGGGACCGCAGCCCCAGCGAGGCUCCCAACCUCACCCGGACGAGGCCGGGAGCCCCGCCGCCGUCCCCGUCCCCGGGAGUGUGCACCCUCAGAGCCCGUUCUGUCUGUUCGUCCUUCCUUGACCAGUCUGUAAACCUUCACCGUUUGGGGAUCGUCCUGUCCAUUCAUGUAAAUGUAAAUGUUGGCCGAGUCGGUAUUUAUUCUGAUUUUUAUCUUAUUCUAUUUUAUUUUCUCCGAGGGAUGAGGGUGGGGGGUGUGGGAAUUGUACCACGGAUCAGGCCUGGGCAGCUGUAGGGGCGGGGGCCCAGACAGCCAGGCCGCCACCACAGCAGCCCCAUGGGGUGCCCCAGACGCGGGCCUCCAAGAAGCCAAGUCCCAGUCUGUUUUCUGGCAUCAGACGCCGCCCGUGUUCCUUGUCAGACAGACUCUCAGGCCCGCCCGGGGAGUCGUGUCCCUCAGCUGCAGGGCACUGUGUUGGGAAACUGUUGGCUGGGCCUUUGAGGACGCAGAUCAGGAGAAAGACAACUCUCCUCUGUUCCGAACACUCGCAUGGAAGGGCUGGCCACCUCCCUGAGCUGGCUGGGAGCGGGCGACAGGACCUACCUCCCCAGAGCAGGGGCCUGGGGCUUCCCGCCAAAGCUGCCGCGGAACCCCACUAACGCGACCACCCUCCCUCCGUCGGUGUGUCCUGCUUUCCAGCUGAACCCAAACUACAAGUGGGUUUAAAAAAAUAAACACCACC
This is a messenger RNA of Piliocolobus tephrosceles (Ugandan red Colobus), 5749 nucleotides long. RefSeq names its product cap binding complex dependent translation initiation factor (gene CTIF). Gene Ontology annotation, biological process: regulation of translational initiation. Bases 307 to 2103 code for a protein of 598 amino acids. Gene Ontology annotation, molecular function: RNA binding; translation activator activity; protein binding. The record is from RefSeq and is a predicted model, not a curated record. Lineage: Eukaryota; Metazoa; Chordata; Mammalia; Primates; Cercopithecidae. The transcript has 12 exons. Gene Ontology annotation, cellular component: cytosol.